Messenger RNA from Panicum virgatum (switchgrass), 3887 nucleotides. RefSeq lists its product as uncharacterized. The transcript has 8 exons. Gene Ontology annotation, cellular component: endoplasmic reticulum membrane. Bases 1 to 1806 code for a protein of 601 amino acids. The record is from RefSeq and is a predicted model, not a curated record. NCBI's taxonomy places the organism in Eukaryota, Viridiplantae, Streptophyta, Magnoliopsida, Poales, Poaceae.
AUGCUGCAGUCGGUGGUCGCCACACUCGCCGAGGCGGCCGACCUCGCGGGGCGCUGCCGGGGCCCACCGCCGGGCGGGAAGCUGCUGACGCAGAGCGCCAUCGACGCGCUCUCCGGGAAGCUGGACCUCAACCUCCAGGACUGCGCGCUGCUCGUCAGGACUGGCGUGCUGUCCGACGCCUCCGGCCCGUCGCCGCCGGCGGAGGCGGACGUCCGGGAGCUGCUCGCGAGCUGCAGAUCGGCUGCUCACGGCGUCGGCGCCCGUGGCCUGUGGUCGCGGAGUCAGGCACCUGCAACGGCCCUGCUCAUGUCGGAGGGCGUCCUGCCGCCGCUCAUCAGGCUGGCCGAGUCCGGCAGCCUCGUCGAGCGCGAGAAGGCCGCGAUCACGCUGCAGCGCCUAUCCGCCGCGUCCCCUGAUGCUGCGCGCGCGGUCGUCGGCCAUGGCGGCGCUGGUCCAAAUGCUUACGGGGCCCUGCUCACGAACGGCUACAGGCGAAGGCCCAUUGCAGGCGGCCUGUCCUUCUCCUCUCCUGAGGACGGCGAUGGCCGACGCGGCGGCGAUGGCGGGCGAUGGCCCCUCGGCCGCCGGGGCCCGGCGAAGAGGAGGAGGAAGCGUGCCGCAUCUGCCACAUCCCGGCCGAGGCGGACCGCCCCCUUCGCCACCCCUGCGCCUGCCGCGGAAGCAUCAGGUUCGUCCACGACGAUUGCCUGCCCCAAUGGCUCGCCACGCGGCGCGGGAGCUCGGCGUCUAGAUGCGAGGUGUGCAAGCGCGCCAUCUCCAUCGCCCCCGUCGACGCCGCGAACGCUCCCGCCAGGCUGCCCCUCCCCGAGUUCAUGCUCGGCCUGGCCAACAAGCUCUCCUGCUCCUCUCCCUCCUCUUCGCCGUCUGGGUCUGGGAGUUCCUCAUGCCCUUCACCAACCUCUGGGUCUGGCGCCUCGCCCUCUCCAGGACCUUGGCUCAAGUGCGCCGCCUCCUCUCCCUCCGUGCCACUGCCUUCUCCAGGCCCUACGCCUUGAGGUUCAUUCCCUCGCGGACACCGUCCUCGCCUGCGCCUCCGUUAGAAGAGCCUUCCUAGAGCUCCCCAACCUUACCGAUGCCCUUGCUCCCGUUGCACAAUGGGUGACGCGGGUCGAAGCUCACCUGCACAACUGCUUUGGAGGCUUGGAUACCUUGCAACUGCUUGCGCUGCACACCAUCGAAGCAUCCCUAAUGGUGGUGAUAGGUGAUGUGGCAUUUGCUCUUCUGCUUGGAUUUCUCCCCUUCUCACUGGGAAGAAUAGUAUUAUGCUGUUUCAGUUUUGCCACUGUGGAUGUAGCCCUCUCCUGCACUUCAACAGCUUCAGUACUUUUAGUUGGAUAUGGGUUUAUCCUUAUGGUGGCGCUUCUCUGUACUGGCUUGCAUGCUUUCCAGCAAUACUCAAGGGGCGAGCGCCUUACCAUCACAAUUUAUUUUGAUGUGUUAACCAACUGGGUGUGCUGGCUGUUAAGCCCUCUUAGAAUGCUGACUUGCAUACAUAGGGUGCUCGAUAGGACAUGCAGUUUUUUGCAGCACUUCUUCUGGGGGAUCAUAAGUGUAGCCAAUGUUUCUCUUAACCUUGCAGCAAUACUUGUGAUAUGCCCAUUGAUCUUUGGCUGGUUACUUGAUAUCUGCACUUCAGAAUUGUUUGGUGUGAAAAUACCUCAGAAGCUCCGACUUCUGUUUGCUUCAUCGUUUGCUUCUAAUGCCCUUCACUGGCUUACUGGAUGCAUCUGUUUGAAGCUUCACUACUCACUUUCCAGUCUUCUUCGCCCGGUGUGUAUGUUAUAGUUUUGGUUCUUUUGUUUCAGAAUUUAACCAGUGGUAGGCAUGUGUUUUGCUUGUCAAUAGGUAUUGAGGCUAGGAGUUAGUGCCCCUUUUGUUCAUUCAGUAAAUAUAUACUAACUAUAUACUUCACGUCUUGUACUUCCAUUUUGAUUCACAUAAGCACAGUUAGUAACUUGUUGGGUACUAAAUUCAAUGGCCAAAUCAAUGUGUUAUUGUGUGUAUGUCGGAGCUGGAUUAGUCAAAAUAGUCAUAUGUAUCAAUAAAAGUACCUAUGUGGUCAAAGAAAAGGAAAAAAAGGUACCAAAAUUGCAUCUUUUUAUAGAAGGAACUUUUCAUUCUAAAUCGCAAAUAGUUUUUAUAUAUGGAUGAUAGAACUAAGACCUGAUGUUAAAUUAGAAUAAACUGUUAGUAGUGCCUGUGUGCACUUUGUCCUUAGGUGGUUCGUGCCUACGUGCACCUUAUCACCAAUUAUGCUUUGCUCGUGUCAUGCUAUAGCAUAUUCACUAGAAUAUGCUUGUAUCUCUUAAGGUGUCUUACGAGUCUAGUAGCAUAUUCCUUUGAAUAUGUUGUUUGGAGUCUAUAUGUAUCAAGACUGCCCUUUGGGCCUCUUUGAGAGAGAAAUAGAUUUUCAUUUGGGUCAACAAUGGAUUCCAUCAUCUUGAAGAUUUUGCUAUCUGAUUAGGUAAUUCCCAUUCAAAUGCACUGAAAGCUUCAUCAAAUCUGGAGAUUAGAAGAAUCCCCUUUGAAGUGUAGGCUCACCCAGCCAAGCAUUAGUUUGCUCCAUAUAUUAAAAUGCAGUUUGAAAAUUUCAAACUGUUUCUCUGCUGGUUUUGUUCAAAGCAUGCACUCUAGCUUCCCAACCUUUUAAUAAAUGAUGAUGUCUUGUGAAAAUUUUGUAAUUUCUCCUAUUGUCUUGUUUAUUUGUUGUUCUCAUGCACUUCGCUAUACCACUCAAUUAACAUCAAUUAACAGAUGUUACAUAUCCAAACGAAUCGUGCGCAGAGCUUGUUACUAACAUCCCCCCCACCCCAUGCUGUUGGCAGGAGAUCUGCUGCUGUUCGUAUGGUGCUACUUGUGGUGCUAGCGUGGCUUACUUUAUUGAUAUUCAAUGCUACUCUACUUGUUGUUCCAGUUUCAGUUGGACGGUCAUUGUUGUUUGCCAUCCCUCAGUUGCCAGUAGCAGGUGCUUUGAAGUCAAAUGAUCUUUUUGCGUUUGCUGUUGGAUUUUGCAUCUUGUCAACUAUUAUUGCUGCCUCUAGAGAUGCCUUUGCUUACGUGAAGUCUGGGAGGACACGCCUUCUGACUUCUAUUAUGUGCAAUUGGGGUACACCUGCUUUGAAGAGUUCUCCACUUUUGUUCCUAUGGGUUGUCACCAUUCCCUUUCUGAUUGGAUUGUUGGUUGAUUGUCUACUGAUAUUACCCUUCGUGGACAAUGAAGUUCCAGUUCUCGAUUUCUCCUGUACUUGGUUCCUGGGGUUGCAAUUGCUGAAAUUCUGGACUAAGUUGGUUCACUUGACAAGGAUUGCACCUUUCCUGGCCUAUGUCAUCGAUCAAAGGUAGGAUCAGAAGCUAACUCAGGCAAGGGAGGAUGGGUUUUCAGGGCUCAUGGCAAUGUGGGUGUUGCGAGAUAUAUUGAUGCCGAUCAUCUUGAAGCUCCUGUCUGCUCUCUGUGUUCCUUAUGUGCUCGCAAAAGGUGUCGCCUCAGUAUUUGGCUACUCUGCUACCGUGAACUCUGCAGUGAUACGUUUUGCAUGGCUAGGGAUCCUUGCCAUGUGUGCGCUCUGUUAUGUAGCCAAAUUACUCUGCAGGCUCGUCGACAGACUCCACGAUUCUAUCAGGGAUGAGCGCUAUCUCGUCGGCCAGAGGUUGCGGAACUAUACUGACAAUAUGUAGCUCAACUCCAGAUUCACCCAGUCUUUAGUGUUAUUAAACAAGGUUAGGGUCAGAUAACCAGAUCUUUUUUUCCUGGAACAUAUACAAGCUACUAUUCUUGUGCUGCGUGUAUAGGCUACGUUGCAGUGAGAGAGGCAGCAACUGUCACUACUACAGAAAGAGGCUUUGAUUCUUUACAUUUGUCCCUGCAA